ACAAGUUGUUUCCAAUUAUUUUCUAUCUUUCCGUUAAAGAAAUGAAGGCCACCUUGUCCUUCAUGUUACUUCUUUGAUAUAAACCAAAGCUAUUACCCUUUAUCUUCCAAAGUACCCAUCUCUCUAUCCUGACACAAACACAUAUACAACAGAACAACCUUAUUACUUUCAUUUCUUUCUUUCUUCUCUCUCACACAUGAAGAAGCUUUGUCCAAAUCUUGAUCGAGAGGACGGUCUCGAAACGGUGCUGGAGGUUCCGAUCCCGGAAGAGAUUCUUACGCACAAAGGGGGAGCCAUAAGAGCAUCAUGGCAGAACAUGAAGUCAUGGAUGAAGCAGCCAUUAUCAUCAAAUAGCAAUAAUGGAGAAUCAAGAUCGUCAUCCAUGGCUACAGCUUUUGGAGGAAGGAACACAGAGUUGCAGCUUUUGUUGGGUGUUGUAGGAGCGCCAUUAAUCCCUUCACCUAUCUCCUCUGACAACAACCCCAUCACUCGACCCAUUAAAGAUCAACGCAUUGAGGCAUCGAUGGCAAAAUACAUAGUGAAGCAGUACGUGGCGGCGGUGGGGGGAGAGCGUGCGGUGAAUUCAGUGGAGAGUAUGUAUGCAAUGGGGCAGGUGAGGAUGGCGACGACGGAGUUUUCGACGGCGGGGGAAGGGAGUAAUAAAGGAAACAAAAAUAAUAAGAAGAUAAUGAAGAUGAAGAAGUUGGAGACAAAGGGGAAGAUGGGGGGUUUUGUUAUGUGGCAGAAGAGUCCAGAGCUCUGGUGCUUGGAGCUUGUGGUAUCAGGGUGCAAGAUCAGUGCUGGUAGUGAUGGCAAAGUAGCAUGGAGGCAAACACCUUGGCACCAUUCUCACGCUUCUCGAGGCCCGCCACGCCCUCUUCGCCGUUUUCUACAGGGUCUUGAUCCAAGGUCCACAGCAAAUCUGUUCAGCAACUCCAUAUGCAUUGGAGAGAAGACAGUGAACAUGGAGGACUGUUUCAUACUUCGACACGAAGCUGAGACGUCGGCGCUGCAAGCACGAAGUAACAGAAACGUGGAGAUAGUACGGCACACCGUGUGGGGCUACUUCAGCCAAAGAACAGGCCUCUUGGUGCAGCUAGAGGACUCACACCUUCUCAAACUCAAGACCUCAGCAACAGAAACCAUAUACUGGGAAACCAACAUGGAGUCCCUCAUACAAGACUACAGAGCCAUCGAUGCCGUCCAGAUAGCGCACUGUGGGACGACACAGGUGUCAUUGUUCCGGUUUGGUGAGGGACCUGAGACGCAUUCGAGGACAAGGAUGGAAGAGAGUUGGCAGGUUGAGGAAGUUGACUUUAAUGUUCAAGGCUUGUCCUUAGAUUGUUUCUUGCCACCAAGUGACUUGAGGAGGGAGGAGCAUGGCAGUGAAGAUGGUUGUGGUGGUGGCAGGGUGGUUGCUACCGGAAAUUCCAAGUUGCCAUACAAGAUUCGCUCGGCUUCUUUUAGGAUCAGCACUUCCAAAGUGGCGGCAGUUAACAUGGAUGAUGAUUCUUGCACCAGUGAUGAUGAGAGUAAUGAAGAAGAGUUGUAAAUUUUGUAAAUAGACUUGUCCUCAUUGGUACAUUGUUGCAACAUAUAUAGGAUAGGAAUGUGGCAAUAUGCAAUAAUCAAUGGGGAUAUUUUUUUCUUUAAUUUUUUUUCCUUUUCUUUUUUGUCAAUUCAGUGAAACUUAGAGAUUAGAGAAACUGAAGAUACAGAAGCCAAUGUUCUAAUAUCAUUUUCUGAAA
This is a messenger RNA of Arachis stenosperma, 1748 nucleotides long. RefSeq lists its product as uncharacterized. NCBI's taxonomy places the organism in Eukaryota, Viridiplantae, Streptophyta, Magnoliopsida, Fabales, Fabaceae. The record is from RefSeq and is a predicted model, not a curated record. The transcript has 3 exons. The coding region runs from base 197 to 1552 and encodes 451 amino acids.